Molecule: messenger RNA, 1573 nt
Organism: Striga asiatica
Lineage: Eukaryota; Viridiplantae; Streptophyta; Magnoliopsida; Lamiales; Orobanchaceae
Source: the annotation of a GenBank genome assembly
AUGUCAAGAAUUGAAAAGCUUCAGUUUUUAAUGGGUAUGCAGGAAAUGGAGCUACUUCAGAACACUAUCGGGGUGCAAUUCAAGAUGAACGAAAAUUCUAUUAUAAAAUUUUCUUGGUUUUCUCCUGCACCUUUGGGUUGGAGAAACAAUCAGCAAAGCUGUACAGUAUCCUCGAGUUUUGGGCAUUUUUGCUUCUCCCAACAAAAACUCAUGAACCCAAUGACAAUGAGAGGUUUUGGUAGGAAAGGAAGUCGAGUAAACAUUUCCAAAAUCGAAGAACUACUGAGGUUUGGCAAGGGGGAUGAGGAUGAUGAUGAGGACGAAGAAAAAUCAAGUGGGAGUGUUGGUAAGGAUGGAAAUGAGAAUCCUUUUGUUAUGAAUGAGGAUGAGAGAAAGGAGUGGAGAAAAAAGAUUAGAGAGGUGAUGAGUCGAGUUCCAGAUGAUGUUGAAGAGGAGAUUGAUCUUGUCGAGAAGCGGAAAAAAAUGCAAAAGCUUCUAGCCGAAUAUCCUCUUGUGGUUGAUGAGGAGGAUCCUGAUUGGCCGGAGGAUGCUGAUGGGUGGGGUUUCAAUUUGGGUCAGUUUUUCAACAAGAUUAGCAUAAAAAAUGUUAAGAAGGAUGUGGAUGAUGAGGAUUAUGAUAGUGAGAAUGAGAUAGUGUGGCGGGAUGAUGAUUAUAUUCGUCCAAUCAAAGACUUAACCACUAUAGAAUGGGAGGAGGCUGUGUUUAAGGACUUCAGCCCUUUAGUGGUUCUUGUUCAUAACCGUUACAAAAGGCCAAAGGAGAAUGAAAGGAUCCGAGAUGAACUCGAGAAGGCUGUGCAUAUUAUAUGGAACUGCAGGCUACCAUCUCCAAGAUGUGUUGCAAUAGAUGCCAACACAGAGCAUGAUUUGGUCUCUGCUCUACAAGUUUCUGUUUUUCCAGAGCUCAUUUUCACUAAAGCAGGGAAAAUUCUCUACCGUGAGAAAGCAAUCAAGACAGCUGAUGAGUUGUCCAAGAUAAUGGCAUUCUAUUACUAUGGAGCAGCCAAGCCCCCAUGUUUGAGUGGGAUUGAGAACAUGGAAGAAGCAAUUCCUAUUGUUUCAAGUCAGAUUUGAAAGAUGAUGAACCCCUUAGUCCAGAAAUCCUUACUACAUAAGUUUUUGCUGAAACUUCAAGUGGUGUGAUACACAUAUAUUGAGAAAGCAGUUACGCGUGCCUGUUGGACGAGAAAGGCACAUAUAUGAGCUAUUUGGUGUGCGAAAAGGCAGGAGUAUGUUAUAUGGGGUUUAUACAGUUUUUCUUCAAAUCCUUUGAGACGGCAACUAUGGGAUUAUACGGUUUCUCUUUAAAUCCUUUGAGAUGGUAACUGGGUAGUCAAUAGUCAUUUUUAGCUGGAAGACUUGGGGAUGUUUGUUUAAUGUGCCCACUGCUUAUUUUCUUAGUUUAUUAGAAAGAGGCUUACUCUGUAAUUGUUUAAGGUGACAUCAUUUUGAUUAAAAAAAAUGUGUAAGUAUUAAAAAAAUGUGCCCAGUUGCUAAGUCUUUUUUGUGCUGGGGACGAUUUAGCUAUAUAAUGUUUUCUAAUGUUCAACAA